GCGGCGCGGGCCCGCAGCCGGGCGCCCCGUGCAGCCGGCACCAGCGGCUACCGCACCCAGCUGCGCCCGCGAGGACAUGGGGAGCCGCGGCGCGCCCGCCCCCCGUGAGGAUGUGAAUUAUUAAGAAGAAAAAUGGCCCAACGGAGCACUGUAUUUCCUUCUCUUGUCACCAAGGAAAGGUAUAAUAUAUGGAAAAUAUGCAUCUAAGACGUGUUAGGACCAUGCCGCGUCACAGCCAAUCCCUGACCAUGGCACCCUACUCCUCGGUAAGCCUAGUGGAGCAGUUGGAAGAUAGGAUCCUCUGCCACGAGAAAACCACCGCCGCCCUUGUGGAGCAUGCCUUCCGGAUUAAAGAUGACAUUGUCAACAGUUUGCAGAAAAUGCAAAACAAAGGGGGAGGCGACCGCUUGGCCAGGCUUUUCUUGGAGGAGCACAUCAGAAACAUAACGGCCAUCGUGAAGCAGCUUAAUCGGGAUAUUGAGGUACUCCAGGAGCAGAUCCGUGCCCGGGACAACAUUAGCUACGGAACUAAUUCUGCCUUAAAGACUCUGGAGCUGCGUCAGCUCUCCGGUUUGGGAGAUCUUCGAGGGAGAGUGGCAAGAUGUGACGCCAGCAUAGCCAGACUCUCCGCGGAACACAAAACGACCUAUGAGGGGCUCCAACACUUGAACAAGGAACAGCAAGCUGCCAAACUUAUCUUGGAAACGAAAAUCAAAGAUGCAGAGGGACAGAUUUCUCAGCUUUUGAACAGAGUGGACUUGUCAAUAUCAGAGCAAAGCACCAAACUGAAAAUGUCCCACAGAGAUAGUAACCACCAGCUUCAACUUCUGGAUACUAAAUUUAAAGGUACAGUUGAGGAACUCAGUAACCAGAUUUUAUCUGCACGAAAUUGGUUGCAACAGGAACAAGAACGGAUAGAAAAAGAACUUUUACAGAAAAUCGAUCAGCUUUCCUUGGUUGUUAAGGAAAAUAAUGGAGCCAGUGAAAGGGACAUGGAGAAGAAGCUCAGCCAUAUGUCAGCCAGACUUGACAAAAUAGAAGAGAGUCAAAAGAAGCAUAUGGAAGUGCAGAGAACAAAACAAGAAGAGGAGAAGGUGCACGGGCGAAUCAGCAAGCUGGAGUUACAGAUGAGUGAGGACAUGAAGGAAAUGAAAGCAGAAGUUGAUGCUGGAUUUACAGCCAUCUAUGAAAGCAUAGGAUCCCUCAGGCAAGUUCUUGAAGCCAAGAUGAAGCUGGACAAGGACCAGCUACAAAAGCAAAUCCAACAGAUGCAGAAGCCGGAUGCUCCCAUGUGAAGGGACUUGGGACAAGGACCUUAGUGGUGGUUCUGCCAGUGGGGCUGGGAGCUCGAUACGUCUGUAGCCAGGCUGUUGUGGCAUUCGGGAUUGUUCUAGUCAUGGCGUGCAUGUGCCGGGAAAUGUGUAUUCGUAGGUCUAAAUGUUGACCUUGAAUCUUGAAAACACUCUGAAAGUAUUAAGUACAAUUUUGACCACUUUAUUCCACUUCUCUAAGUUCAGAUUUGGAAAGGGUUUUAUCCCCUUCAUGUUAUGAAUGAAAAGACUUAAUUUUCCUUCAAUGCUUGAUGCUCUAGCCAAGAUUUUACAUUUUGAAAAAUGUCAUGGUGAUUUUUUUAAAUUGAGAAACUAAAGAAUUUUCACAGAAAUGUGUUGCUCCUCACCCUAAAAAAGAGAACGUCCUGAUAGAUUAGAAUUCAACCUUUGAGUCCAUAUUUGGAUUUUGUUAUUGUUGUCUGUGCAUUUCUUAUAUUGGUUAUCUUCUUAUAAAUCUUCUGUCUUUUGGAGGGAGAAGGGACUCAACAUUUGGGGAAAAAAACCUCACCACUUAUGUAAUGAAAAUAGUUUAAAAACUGAGAACUGCCAUAUAGAUUACAAAUUAAAAUGGAAACUUACGACAAUUAUUUAGAUAAUGCAAGGCACAAUAUUUACAUCAAUCACCUAGUUAAACCAGGUUUUAAUAUUGAAAACGUUUUUCAAUUAUCCACAGCCUGUUUAGUGAUAGCCAUAUAUUUAAUAAUGAAAUGGUGGUUAAGAGUUUGUUUAUUGCACAAUUAAUUAUUCAUCAAUCAUAAUAGAAUGUAAGAAUUUUUCAGGCUUUUAUGACCUCCUUGCUAAAUGUUUCCAAAAUUAGCACAAAGUGCUAAGGUUUAUAUAUACUUACUGUAUUCUUGUGCCUUGGUUUUAUCACGUCAAUGCACUGUACCCUAUAAAAGUUUUGCAGACAAAAUAGAAGGCAUGAUAAUACAUCAGAAUUAUGAUGUAAAAAUGGGAUCCUAUGUAUUUUUUAAAUUCUAAAAAUUUUAUCACUGUUAAGACAUUAGUCAUUCAGUAUUAUUAACAAAACAGAAAUUCAUACUUUUGUAUGGACAGAGAAUCAAAUUGAUGUUGUAUUUAUAACACUGUCAGGAAAUUUUCAUUUUGAGCAACUUUGGAGACCCUGGGUGUUUUAUUUCCAUUCGCCAUAUUUGAUUAGUCAUUGAAAAUUGGCACCAGUGCUGUUUGUUCACCUAUGUAUGUAAGAACUGAUAGUGAGACACACGCCGUUCUAACCUGUGAGGGUGCCCAGGAGAAAGGAAACAGAAAUACUUUUAAAAUUUUAAAAACUUUUUUGUUGUUGUUUGCUGAGGACUCAGGAAAAAUUAAAGCAUUUUCUAUUUUUAGGAUAAAUCAUAAAUGAAAUAUCUAACUGGCUAUUACUGUUUACCCGUAUAAAAUAUGCUGCUAAAGUACACACUAUCUUACCCUCAAUGGCUUGACAAAAUUGUUUUUUAAUUUGGAACGGAGUAUUCAUUUAAGGAAUAUGUCAUCCGAUAUGUAUUUCCUUAUUUUGUCACGAAUCUUUGCAUCUCUAUAUAGGAAGACUAUUUCCACUAAACAGUAAAAAAAAAAAAAAAAAAAAAAAAAAAAUGGCUAACGCUCUUUUGCAAUCAGAAAGUGAUUUUCUUUUUGUGACAGAGUCACCGUGUUUAGUUCAGUUCUCCAUGUUUAAGCACAAGCCACACAACACAGAGAGCCACGGCCCCUCCAGCAUUGCUCUCCUCUGCAGUCUCUGAAAAGGAAGAAUCAGCACCAGUGACACCUGGGAAGAGGGGAACAGAGGACACCUGCUGGACUCAGGUAGAGGGCGUGAUGUGAGCAGGUGACGCUUGGCUGUCCGCUGAAUUGCUCAGGUGCUUCUGAUGCUGCCAACUCCACAUCAUGAGCUUUGGCAGGGGUUCGCCACCACGGCUACAUGUUGCAAUCCCCUGGGGAGUUCCAAAAGCUACUGGUGCCUGGGCUGCCCCCAGGCCAAUUAAGUCAGAACCUCUGGGAGGUGGGACGCAGGCAUCAGUACGAUCACGGGCCCCUGGGUGAUUCAUGCACUGGGGAGGUUAUGAGCCACCAAGCUACAGUGUACUCUUAUCACCAAAGUUUAAAUGAGAAUCAGCUUCCGUGUUCUUUCCUUU
Messenger RNA from Rhinolophus ferrumequinum (greater horseshoe bat), 3463 nucleotides. It is a transcript of the gene FAM81A, whose product is annotated as family with sequence similarity 81 member A. The transcript is spliced from 9 exons. The coding region runs from base 189 to 1295 and encodes 368 amino acids. The record is from RefSeq and is a predicted model, not a curated record. NCBI's taxonomy places the organism in Eukaryota, Metazoa, Chordata, Mammalia, Chiroptera, Rhinolophidae.